This is a messenger RNA of Bufo bufo (common toad), 3602 nucleotides long. It is a transcript of the gene CROT, whose product is annotated as carnitine O-octanoyltransferase. The record is from RefSeq and is a predicted model, not a curated record. Gene Ontology annotation, cellular component: peroxisome. NCBI's taxonomy places the organism in Eukaryota, Metazoa, Chordata, Amphibia, Anura, Bufonidae. The coding region runs from base 131 to 1969 and encodes 612 amino acids. The transcript is spliced from 17 exons. Gene Ontology annotation, molecular function: carnitine O-octanoyltransferase activity.
CUUUGAAGGGGUUUGUCCCCUGCAGUGUACCGUAGCGUUGUGUAAUUGGCGAUAAUCCAAGGCAGAAGUGAUCAUUACAGACGGAGUUCGCACCGGAGCCUGAGGCACAGAUGCUUGAUCUUUCCUCAUCAUGGAGAACCACGUGUUUGGGUCUGUAGAAGAGCGGACCUUCCAGUACCAGGACUCCCUCCCUCCUCUCCCCGUCCCUUCCCUGGAGGAGUCUUUGUCUAAGUACUGUGACUCAGUAAAACCCUUUCUGAAUGAAGAAGAAUAUAAGAAGACUUGCAGGAUCGUGAAAGACUUUGGAAAUGGAAUAGGCAAAGAACUCCACCAGAAGCUCCUAGAGAGAGCAAGAACGAGGAAAAAUUGGCUGGAGGAAUGGUGGCUGAAUGCAGCGUAUCUCGAUGUACGGAUGCCGUCUCAGCUCAAUGUCAACUUUGGCGGCCCUGCCCCUUACCUGGAGCAUUACUGGCCUCCUAAACUUGGCACCCAGCUCGAAAGGGGGAGCAUAACGGCAUAUUAUACCCUGAAAUACUGGGAUCUCAUCAGGAGGGAGAAGCUGGCCGUUCACAAGGCGAGGGCUUCACCCCUGGACAUGGCCCAGUUCCAAAAUUUGUUCAACACCUGCAAAAUCCCCGGUGUGACCAGAGAUCGCAUUUGCAACUACUUUAAGACUGAAUCGGAGGGCGGCUGUCCCACUCACCUGAUUGCCAUGUGCCGGGGACGGAUCUUCACCUUCGAAGCUGUUCUCAACGGCCAGAUCCUCUCUCCUCCAGAAAUAUUAAGGCAGCUUUCGUACAUCCAGAACCUUUGCCAGAGUGGCCGGGACGGCCUGGGACUGUCCGCAUUGACCACAGAGGAGCGAACGCGCUGGGCCCUGUCUCGUGAACACCUCAUUAGCCUCGACCCAAAGAAUUUAUCUCACCUGGAGCGGAUUCAGAGCAGUUUGUUUGUUGUGUCUCUCGAUGACGAAUGUCCCGAUGGAUCGCCCGAGGAUUACAGCCAGAUGACCUCGAUGGCCUUGGCUGGAGACCCGACUAUACGCUGGGGUGACAAAUCCUACAACUCCAUCUUGUGGCGCAAUGGCGUGUUUGGCUCUAACUGUGAUCACGCCCCCUAUGACGCCAUGGUGCUUGUGGCAUUAUGUGACUACAUUGAUCAGAACAUCAAGGCCUGUGAGGGGCGCUGGAAGGGCUCGCCCUUCGUCCGGGAGCUUCCAGAUCCUGAGGAGAUGGUCUUCACUGUGGAUCAGAAGAUUAUAGAUGACAUUGCUCUGGCCAAAGCUCAGUAUCGCACUCAGGCUUCUGAUUUACAGGUCGCCAAUUACGCCUUUACGUCUUUUGGGAAGUUGCAUGUGAAGAAGAAGAAACUUCACCCAGACACAUUUGUCCAGCUUUCCCUCCAGUUGGCAUUUUACAAACUUCAUGGACGCCCCGGUAGCUGUUACGAGACGGCUACAACUCGGAUGUUUUAUCAUGGUCGCACAGAAACCAUGAGGCCAUGUACAGUGGAAGCUGUAAACUGGUGCCGCUCCAUGCUGGAUCCUGCUUCUACUCACGCCCAACGCCGGGAACUGAUGCUGAAGGCAUUUGCAAAGCAUAACAAGAUGAUGGAUGAAUGCCAGCUUGGCAAAGGAUUUGACCGCCAUCUACUGGGUCUUCUCCUUAUUGCAAAGGAACAAGGACUUGCCGUACCAGAGUUGUUUAACGACUCCGCUUUUACUAAGAGUGGAGGAGGCGGCAACUUUGUCCUUUCCACGAGUCUUGUCGGCUACACAUCUGUCCAUGGAGCUGUAGUCCCCAUGAUACACGAUGGAUAUGGCUUUUUCUACAGAAUCCGAGAUGAUCGGAUUGUUGCAGCCUGCACUGCCUGGAAGUCCAGCCCUGAAACCGAUGCGGAAAAGCUGUGCCGGACCGUGUUCCAGAACUUCCUUGACAUGGUGCAGCUGAUGAUCAGCCCUCAGCUGUAGUUGGCGUCGACCACACGACUGUUUGUUCUUCAUUUUCUUUUUAGCACAAUGUUUACAGAUCAUUGACCACCGCAGUCCUACAGGCAGAGUCAGCUGCAUUGUCCUACCUAUAUUUAAACAGGAAAUUUAAAGGCAAGCUCCUCUCAGGUUGAGCUUUUGCCUUACAGAAAUUGCUUUCAGCAAUGUCAACUGCUGUUUGGGCUUCAGGGGUGCACUUACUUAAUCAACUGUCUGAAGUGCCCUCUGUUAACAUUGGGCCUUUCUAAUCUGUUAUGCACAGAAGUAUAGAAGUCUGCCUUGGUAAACUCUGCACCUAUUUUUGGUGACCGGGAGAUAGGAACACAUGAGAUAGUUGGAGUAGUUGCCCAUCGUGAGCAAUUAGAGGCCCCGUGAGGGAGAAAACAAAAACCCUUUGCCAUUGGCAACUACGGAUGUGUCCUCCUUACCUUUUGUUCUUGGCUCAUUAUAUCCUGAGAAGUUUGUUUCAAGAUGACUAGCUUUGAAGAAAAAAAAACAUGAUUUUGUGAUACUAUGUCACCAGAUGUCUACCCUACAUAUGUCUAUAUGUGGCCAUCUGGUGGUUUUGAUGUGAAUUGCACCCUGUAAAGGGUAAAGUAUCCCAAUAUUGUAUGGAGUUGUGUUUAGUGAGCAAUUGUAAAGGUGGACUCAUCUGUAGUCUUUCUAUUGCACCAGUUUUAAAUCCCAGGUCUUCUACAUAUGUGGGUCACCUGGCUUCUUGAUAUUGGUGAUGAGAUUUGCAGAGUAUUUUGAGAGCAGAAUUUUGCUGACCUGUCCUCAGGAUAUGUCAUCAAGGGGUGUCUGACACCCUGUACCCCCGCCGAUCAGCUGUUUGAAGAGGCUGGUGAGCCCUGCGGUCACUUCCUAGGCCAUUAAUGACACGUUCAUCGGUCACAUGCCCUAGGUGCAGCUCAGUCCCAUUCAAGUGAAUGGGCCUGGGCUGCAGUACCAAGCACAGCCACUAUACAUUGAACGGCGCUGUGCUUGGUAAGAAGAGAUUACCGGAACGCCGUGGGCUCUUCAAAUAGGUGAGCGGUGGCUGUGAUGGGAGUCAGACCCCCACCUCUCCGAUACUGAUGACCUGGGCAUAGGCUUUUAAUAUUCUACUCCCAGAAGACCCCUUUAAGUAUCACCUAACUCAAUUACAGUAGUGCCACAGGAAAGAGCCUCGAAACAGGAGAUAGAGCAGUGACCAUAAGGACAGGAAUUUUUUGGGAUCUCCUGUCAAUCUCCCCAGUGAAGAACGCUACAGUCAUCUUCUCCUCAGACUAAAAUGGCUGAUAACAGGGAAGAAAAGAUUGUAUUCCUAGUUAGACUAGAUCAGGGUUUCUCAACUCCGGUCCUCAGGACCCACCUACCGGUCAGGAUUUAAGAAUAUCCUACAGAAUGAAUACCUGUGGUAAGUCCUGAUGCAUGGACACUAAUUAUAUCACCUGCUGAAUACUAAGGAAAUCCUGAAAACAUGACCGGCAGGUGGGUCCCGAAGAACAGGAGUUGAGAAACCCUGGACUAGAGAAAUAACAUGAUACAGUAGGCGCUGUAGUUUUUUUGCAUGGGGCUGUUUUUAAGAAAACAAGCUCGUGUUAUAUGCAGUAUUAGGGGGACGUAGAGCAAA